This is a messenger RNA of Lodderomyces theae, 348 nucleotides long. RefSeq names its product mitochondrial 54S ribosomal protein mL60. Lineage: Eukaryota; Fungi; Ascomycota; Pichiomycetes; Serinales; Debaryomycetaceae. The coding region runs from base 1 to 348 and encodes 115 amino acids. The transcript has a single exon. Gene Ontology annotation, molecular function: structural constituent of ribosome. The record is from RefSeq and is a predicted model, not a curated record. Gene Ontology annotation, cellular component: mitochondrial large ribosomal subunit.
AUGCUUCCAUCGCUAGUCAGGUCGGGCGGUUACGUCUGGAAAUUCACCCCUCAUAUUACUUCAACACAGCGUGUCAACUUGCGUAAGAGAAGUGAACAGGUUGAUUCCAACAUUGAUCAAAUAUACCGUGGUUUAAUCCAGCUGCAGCAAGGUGAAAAGAAGAUGGGCGACAAAACAGGAUAUCCGAAGAUUGACCAUUUGAAGUUUGAGAUGCCUAGAUAUAAUGAAAUGAAAAGCCGGGAUAAAUACACUACGUUUAGCAAACAUUCGCGUGAUUACAGAAAGCCUAUUCAUAGGGUGCCUAAGUGGACCAAACUAUCAUUCAGAGAGAAUCCAAAAUACUUCUAA